This is a messenger RNA of Helobdella robusta, 1589 nucleotides long. RefSeq lists its product as hypothetical. Bases 1 to 1134 code for a protein of 377 amino acids. The record is from RefSeq and is a predicted model, not a curated record. Lineage: Eukaryota; Metazoa; Annelida; Clitellata; Rhynchobdellida; Glossiphoniidae. The transcript has 5 exons.
AUGUGGAGCUUGGAAGAGGAUGUACUGAAGAAAAGAAAUGAGUUAAACAAACAGCAACACGUUCAGAUGUUUGAGGUGCUACGAAAGCAGGCCCAGGCGAGGCAUGCACAGGAAGUGGAUGAAGUGUUGAAGAGGCAGGAGAUGAUGAAGAUGAAGAUGAAGAGAGAUGGCGAGGAGAGGGAGAGGGAAUUUUUGAAGGAUUUGAAAGUGGAAAAGAGACGGAGAAUGUUGGAGUUCCAAGAAAAUUUGAAACUUAAAAACACCCAGGACGUGAAAAACCCAUCCUCAUCACCAUCAUCCUCAUCAUCAGAAACUUUCGGUGGCCAUGCACUGUCAACAGAGAGGGAAUCCAUUAAAAAAUUUGAGAGGAUGGAAAGACAAGAUGUGGAGAAGAAGUUUCAAGAACAUAGAGAGAUGUUGAUGAGAAGGAAAGAGGAGUUUCAUGGGAGGUGUGAAGACGUUAUCCAGGAACUCAGUGCCAACAUGAUGGAGAGAGAGAUAAGAUUGGAGGAAGAUUUGAACGUGAAAUUGACGCUGGAGGAAGAGAGGUCGAGAAGAGAGCGCAAUUUUUGGAGAGAAAGUGUAAAGAAAAGAGAGGAGAAGUUGGAGGAGGAGUUUGAGAAGCAGUUGAAUAGGCAACAUCAAUUCUACUUCAACGUCAAUAAAAAUAACCAAGACUACAAUCAGCGAUUUUUUCAACACCUCAGCACCGACAAUAGAAACGUGAAAAGCAGCAAGUAUAAUUUUUACAACAACGUCGGAAGACUCGACGACGACGGCGAUAUUCGUCUUGAACUUGAUGGCAGAAACACCCGCCAACCACAGCAGCAACAGCAUUACUUCUACACCCACCCACCACAACAACAGCAGCAGCAUCAUCGUCAACAACCUCAGCCUCUCGUUGAAUUGGAAGAUUUCAAUGACACGAACAAUCUUGAGACUAACUAUCUACAACAGAAAGAACGUCACAACGGUUCAGCUCAUCUCUAUCGUUCCACUCCCGAUUUUGUAACCUUGUGGCUCAAUAAUGACGUAACUGAAGAUGUCAACAAUAAUAAUGGUGACGACGACGAUGAUGAUAUCGGAGACUUUAACUUCGAUGAGUAUGCUAACGAAUGUUCCACAGUGUUUUGAGAAAAUAUACUAGAACGAUGACGAUGAUGAUAAUUGUAAAGGUGGUGACGAGACGAUGUUCCUGCUGACCGCCUUCCUCCUUCCCAUCGUCCACGCGUCCUACGUUCUCACGUAGUUAGUUAACCUGUGAUAGAGACUUCAGAGGACCUCACUUUCAACCGGUCACUGAAUUCACACCUGCUUCUUCAUUCUUUCAAUUUUUAUUCUUUUUUUGAUUUAUUCACUCUUUCAAUUUAACUUGUUAUAUUCCAAUAUAUAUUAUUUUAUCGAUUGACAUUUUUAUUUUUAAAAUUUUUUUUUGGAACAAAUCUAGUCCAUCCAUCUAAUCAUCUGGCCAUUUAAUAUAGCCCUUAUCUGCUAGCCCCGUCAUAUUUUCACAAAUUUGUAAGUCAGACUUCUCAUUUAUUACAUAUCGCAUUAUUUACUUGUUUAUUUAUUUAAAUAUAUUAUAAACA